GACAAAACAACUCAAAAGAGUGUUAUCUUUUACUUUAAUACCAAAUGUGGAGCAUCACAUCUGUUGAAGCUAAUAUCGUCUCCCGCACUCGAGAAAAAGGAAGAGAAGACUGAGAAGACGGCGUCGGAGGACUUCGCAGACUCCGACGAAAAGGAUUUCAAAGACGACGAAGACUCACAGAAGAGUUCAAGUGACGAGAGUGUCUCGAACGAUUCCGAUGAUAUAGGAAUGGCUACUGGUCAUUCAGAGACAGAUAAAAUCUCGGGAUUGAACUGCAGAGAACGAGACUUCUUCCAAAAACGAUCGGACAGGCCUCUUAACUUCGACUCGGUGUUGACAAACUUACCACGCUUUGUCGCAGAGAACGAGAAGUUUGCCGUCUACAAACGCGAGAAGAAGAAAGGAAAUAACGUCCCGACUUGGUUUGUCUUGUCAACCGCAGUCGACUUUGUCUCGUUACGACAGACCUUCCCCUUUGAGAGUUUAUACACACAAACAACGGAAGAAGGAAGUACUACAAGUACUUUCGACGUCAAUUUGUUACCUUUAAAGACGCAAAUCGAGGCCAUUCGACCAAAGUUUGUCCAACACCGCAUUGACUUCUCGAUGAAGAGACCCAAUGUCUUUGAGUUUGCUUCGAUAGAAGAGGAAAUGCCUUUGGGACUAGCAAUUCAGUUUUUAGCGCCAAGGAAGAGAGAUAUAGUGUGUGAUAUCAUUGAAUGGGCGGUGUUACAUAACAUACAACGCGUGAAAAGUGUCUGUUGGGAGUUGAAAAACAAUCAAAUUGGUGAAAUCAUAUUCAAAAUCCACAACGGGCAAGCCCAAAUCAUUCGAACAAUUCAAAAUGCGUUCAAUCGAUUUGGCUUUGAACAAAUCAAGCUCGAUGACAUCAAGAUAUUCUGCUUAGAACAGACAACUAAGAAGCAAGAAGUCUUUAUGAAAUUCACUCUACACAAAAAUGCCAUCUGCGCUAUUUCACUGUUAAAAGCAAGAAGUGGUAUCGACUCGAUGUUAGAUAACUGCAUGGAGUUGCACAAAGUAGUACUUUCUUAUAAGAAAAGCCACGGCAGUGAUACAUUUGAAAACAUCGACGAGGUCUUCACCAACUUCAAGAAGUACACGAACAGUGUCUCAAACCCCUGUCUUUGUGAGUUAGUGAAAGAAGUGAAAAUCAGUGACGGCGUUGCUGAUAUCGCCAAUGGGUUUGACAUGAGUCUACUGAUUCACUACGAUAAUCAAAAUUAUUAG
This is a messenger RNA of Entamoeba invadens IP1, 1248 nucleotides long. RefSeq lists its product as hypothetical. NCBI's taxonomy places the organism in Eukaryota, Evosea, Mastigamoebida, Endamoebidae. The annotation marks the transcript as partial. The transcript has a single exon. The record is from RefSeq and is a predicted model, not a curated record.